AUGGUCGUGAUGAGUGUUGGCUUGCUGGCCAUCGCCGUCGUCCCGCCGACGCUCCGCGGUGCGCCGGCGCGCGCCUCCGUCCGCAUGGCCAACAAGCAGCAGCAGCAGCAGCCCACGCCCCGCGAGCGGCUGCUCGAGGAGCUCGCCGAGUACGAGGCGACCAACCAGCGGCGCUCCUUCCUCACCGGCCUGGCAGCCUCGGCCGCCACCUUUGGCGCGGGCGGCUUCUUCCUCAACACGAUUAAGGCCAAGGGCGUGCACGCGCCUCUCGCCGCGGGGCGCGGGCGGGUCGCCUCGCCGUCCUCUGCGGCCGGCUCCAAGCAGCAGGCGGCCACCCCGCUGGCCGCGGCGGGCGGAGCGGAGGUCGUCGCCAAGGAGCGGGAGCCGGAGACGCUGGCCGCGCCGCCGAUCGGGCGGAGCGGCAAGGCCGCCGACACGCCCACCCCCCACGCCGGCGCCAAGGACUUCAGGGCGCUCGCGGCGGGCGGCGCCGCCGCCCUCGCCGCCGCCGCCUCCUUCGCGGGCUCUCAGCUUGCAGGGCUGGGCAGGGAGAAGGGGGCGGAGGAGGGGCGGGAGGGGGCCGAGUCGCUCUCCGCCACGGUCGAGGCCACCGGCACCCCGUCGCCAGCCCCGCUGCCCGCGGCGCCCGCGCCCGAGCACGUGCCGGCGCCGGCCUCCGCCGCCGCAGACAACGCCGCGGCGUGGGGCGGCGAUUCGGAGGCGGAGGCGGCGGGGGCGGAGCGUGCGCUCAAGGCGGCCUUGCUUCGUGCGGAGGGCGCGGCGGCCGCUUCGUCGCUCCGGCAAGACGGUGCGGCGGCGGUGGCGGCGCGGGAGGAGGCGCGGGCCGGCGCGGCGCGCGCGCUCAAGGCGUCCUCCCUCCGGCGGGAGGGGGCGGCGGCGGUGGCGGCGCGAGAGGAGGCGCGUGAGGCGCUUCAUGAGGUGGAGGCGAGCAGAGCGGCGGCGGAGGAGGCGCGGGCUGCGGCUGAGAAGAAGGCGGCGGAGGAGGCGCGGGUUGCGGCUGAGAAGAAGGCGGCGGAGGAGGCGCGGGCUGCGGCUGAGAAGAAGGCGGAGGAGGAGGCUCGGGCUGCGGCUGAGAAGAAGGCGGCGGAGGAGGCGCGGGCGGCGGCUGAGAAGAAGGCGGAGGAGGAGGCUCGGGCUGCGGCUGAGAAGAAGGCGGAGGAGGAGGCGCGGGCUGCGGCUGAGAAGAAGGCGGCGGAGGAGGCGCGGGCUGCGGCUGAGAAGAAGGCGGCGGAGGAGGCGCGGGCUGCGGCGAGGCGUUGA
Molecule: messenger RNA, 1281 nt
Organism: Emiliania huxleyi CCMP1516
Lineage: Eukaryota; Haptophyta; Isochrysidales; Noelaerhabdaceae
Exons: 2
Coding region: 1-1281 (426 amino acids)
Source: RefSeq, a predicted model, not a curated record